Herpailurus yagouaroundi (jaguarundi) is the source of this 2354-nucleotide messenger RNA. RefSeq names its product CCM2 like scaffold protein (gene CCM2L). Lineage: Eukaryota; Metazoa; Chordata; Mammalia; Carnivora; Felidae. The record is from RefSeq and is a predicted model, not a curated record. Gene Ontology annotation, biological process: heart morphogenesis. The coding region runs from base 39 to 1502 and encodes 487 amino acids. The transcript has 10 exons.
GGCCAGGAGGGUGGCAGGAGUGGAGGGGACGCUUCACCAUGGAAUAUGAAGUCAAGAAAGGAAAAAAGGGCUUUGUCUCCCCCAUCCGGAGGCUGGUGUUCCCCAAGGCCGCGCGCCGGGCAGCCUUUCGGACCAGCGUGAGUCGCCGGCCCCUGCACUCGAUGCCCCUUUAUCCCCCUGACUACCUCAUCGACCCCCAGAUUCUGCUGUGUGACUAUCUGGAGAAAGAGGUCAAGUUCCUGGGCCACCUCACCUGGGUCACCUCCUCACUGAACCCCUCCAGCCGGGACGAGCUCCUGCAGCUGCUGGACACCGCCAGGCAGUUGAAGGAGCUGCCGCUGAAGACCACGGCGGAGCAGGACAGCAUCCUGAGCCUGUCGGCCCGCUGCCUGCUGCUCACCUGGCGCGACAACGAAGAGCUAAUCCUGCGUAUCCCCACGCACGAGAUCGCCGCCGCCUCCUACCUGCAGGACGACGCGCUGCACCUGCUGGUGCUUAAGACCGGUCUGGGCGUGGACCCGGUGCCAGCCGGCGUCGACGCCAGCCCCGGCGGCGCGGGGCGCGACCCAGGCCCGCCGGGCGCGGCGCCAGAGAAGCGGCGGGUGGGCACCACGGAGCGGCGCCACACCAUCUGCAGCCUGGACUGGCGGAUGGCGUGGGGAAACAGAGGUGUCCUGGGCACUGGAGAGGCCCUGAGUGCUCUGUCCUCCUCCCUGGGCCAGGAUGCUGCCGAGGAAUCCUGUGCCCUCAUCUGUCAGGUCUUCCAGAUCAUCUACGGGGACCAGAGCAUUGAGUGCGUGGACCGGGCCGGCUACCACUACACAUCAACGCCUGAGCGGCCGUGGCUGUGCAGUCGCAGUGAGAGCUGCCGCACAGACGGGACGUACGCCUAUGACGCCGACUUCAGCUGCUGCAGCUCCUUCAAUGGCUCCCAGGAUACAUUUGAAGCGUGUUACAGUGGCACGUCCACACCCUCUUUCCACGGCUCCCACUGCAGCGGCAGCGACCACAGCGGCCUGGGCCUUGAGCAGUUGCAGGAUUACAUGGUCACGCUGCGGAGUAAAUUAGGGCCCCCCGAGAUCCAGAAGUUUGCAAUGCUGCUGCGGGAGUACCGGCUGGGGCUGCCCAUCCAGGACUACUGCUCAGGCUUGCUGAAGCUCUAUGGGGACCGGCGCAAGUUCCUCCUCCUUGGGAUGCGGCCCUUCAUCCCGGACCAAGACAUUGGCUACUUCGAGGGCUUCCUGGAGGGCGUGGGCAUCCGCGAGGGGGGCAUCCUCACCGACAGCUUCGGCCGCAUCAAGCGCAGCAUGAGCUCCACGUCGGCGUCGGCCGUGCGCAGCUACGACGGGGCGGCCCAGCGGCCUGAAGCGCAGGCCUUCCACCGGCUGCUGGCCGACAUCACGCAUGACAUCGAGGCGCUGGCACCGGACGAUGAGAGCACCGAUGAGGAGGCCAGGGACUCCCCGGGUGGGGGCGACACGGUUGAGGACAACUACCUGUAGCCGCCACCCAUGCGGAAGGCGGGGAAGCAUCCUCAAUCCCACCUGUGUCUCACUCGCUCCUGCCUGUGGGACCCCGGCCCCAGGGCCCCCCUCCCGGGGUGUCCGACCUCGCCCUUGGCGCUCCAGUCCCUGCAAUACCGAGAAUGUCCUGCAGGGGGCGGGACCCCAAAAUCGCAGGCAGUUGCCGGAGGCUCAGCCAGCCCCCCUCUGCCAGACCUGGGUGGGCAACAUUCUACUGUGUCACUAGCCCCAGGUGCCAGGGACAGCCCCUCUCUCCCUCCACUCCUGCAGCUUUCUGGAGGCCAAAGGACAGAUGAGGAGUGGGCUCCACCUGCUGACAGACUGAGAAAAGACUUCCCAGAGCCCAGAGACCUCUUGUUCCUCCUAUUUUACAGUUUGAGAAACAGGUUCAAAAAAAGGUGAAGGAACUUGAGGAAACCUCCUAUUUCUCCUGAGAUAUUACCUCAAAGUACACAUACAAUAGCGUAGAGGGCCUUUUUAAGACUCUAAAUGGCAGGGUCGCCCCUCCUCUGAUGGCAGGAAUUGGAUCACCAGUGUGACAUAUCUCCAGUGACAGUUGGGUCAGAGGUAGGUGAUGGGGGUCCCAGUCUUGGCCCUAAGACUCUGAACAAGUUGCUUGUUCAGAUCUUGGAUUGGGAGCCAGACAGACCUAGGUCUCCUGUCUGGUUAGUGUUCUCACCUCUUGGUGACUUCCAUUCCCUAAUCUGUCCUAUGAGGUUGGCCCCAUCCACCUCACAGGGAUGGUUGUGGGGAUUAACAAAAGCACAAGGCCUUAGUGCUGGGUCUAGCCCAUAGUAGGCACUCAAUAAAUGUUCCCUUCCACUUCUAACA